AUGUCAUAUGAUUAUGAUUAUAUAGUUAAAAUUUUAAUGAUAGGAGAUGGGAGUGUUGGGAAAACUUCAACAGUAAGGAGAUUUGUUGAUGACGACUUUAAAAAAGAAGAAAUUCCAAAAGAAGAGUUUAUGAUAAAAUAUAUGGAAAUUGGUGACUUUGGAGAGAAUGAAAAUAAUAAUAAUAAUAAAAAUAAUAAAAAUAAUAAUUAUGGUAAAAGAGCAAAAUUAAUAAUAAAAGAAGAAAGAUUAGAAAAAUAUAGAAUUGGUAGAAAUGAAUUUAUAAGUUCAGAUGGUUUUUUAUUGUUUUUUGAUGUAACUGAUCGUUCAUCAUAUAUAAAUUUAUCAAAUUGGAUUGAAGAAAUAAAAUAUAGAACUAGAAGAAUCAAUAAUGAUGAAUUACCACCAAUAGUAAUAGUAGGAAAUAAAAUUGAUAAAGAUGAAUACUCAAUUAUGGUAUCCCAUGAAGAAGUUAAAGAUUUUUGUGAUACAAGAUCAAUACCAUUUAUUUUUAUCUCUGCAAAGUUUAAUGAAAAUGUUGAAUUAUCAUUCACAACUCUCCAAAAUUUAAUCUUAAAAGAAAAAUAUUUUCCAAAUGAAUUAUCGACACCAUCAUCCUCUUCCUCUUCAUUAUCUAUUAACCUAAAUGAUGUUAAAACAAAUAAUAAUAAUAAUAAUAAUAAUAAAGACAAAUGUAACAUAAUGUAA
Molecule: messenger RNA, 705 nt
Organism: Dictyostelium discoideum AX4
Lineage: Eukaryota; Evosea; Eumycetozoa; Dictyosteliales; Dictyosteliaceae
Product: Ras GTPase
Exons: 1
Coding region: 1-705 (234 amino acids)
Molecular function (GO): GTP binding; GTPase activity
Source: RefSeq, a predicted model, not a curated record